CCGCAGAACGUGUACGAUGUAUUUCCCUGCGAUCCCAGUUGCCCCGAACCGCCGCAAGUCAGGUAUGCCGAAAGGAAGUUGCGAACCUGUUUCAAUGCUCCUGCUGCUGGCGGCCUUUGUGAUGGCAGCGGGCACAACUGUGCGAUUCGGCGCACUGACGGACGACCCUGUGGACCUAUCGGCGCUCAGACUGGCUGUGGAGUAUGUGAACGAGAACAAUCUCGUUCCCAGCGUCACGCUGGAGUACACCGAGAACUCCACGGACACCCUGGCGUUCUUCGACAUGAUCAGACAAGGUUGCGUCCAGGCGUCGAAAAGUAUCGUGGCCGUCAUCGGACCAAGACUGUCGUCACAGGUAAAGGCGACCAGUCCCGUGAGUUCGGGUCUCUCCCUGCCCCAGAUCGCGCCCGACGCCACCGACCCCACCCUGGACAACCUGAGACAGUUCCCCAUGCUACUGCGCAUGUCCUGGCCCGACAGCGUGCUUGGCGUGGCGCUGGUGGACCUGGUGGAACAUUUCGGCUGGGAUCACGUGAGCAUCUUCGUCUCAAACGACGACUACGGCACACACGGGUUGGUGGAGUUUCAGCUGAUCGCGGGGCGGAAGGGCUGGCGGGUCCACACCAUGCAGUCAUUCGACCCGACCGAAGAUCCGACCGACAUCGCCGUCACCACGCAACUGCAAGUUAUAAAAAACACGGGAGCCCGUAUCAUCGUGCUGCACUGCCUUGCGGGGUACGCGCAGCAGAUUCUGUACGAGGCCAGCUCGCUGGGAAUGACCGGGGCCGGAUGGGCAUGGGUAGUGAGCGACGGCAUCACCGGACUCGAUGCUCUGGGCGGUGGAGCGAACGGGACUGUGCCGGAGUACCUGCGGGGCCUGGUGGGCCCGAGGCCGCCCGCCAGUAACGGCUCGCACGGGGAGGCUUUCCUACAGAAGUGGAGCUCGGCAGAUCCGGCGGCUUACCCGGGAGCAGGGGGAGAUACUAUCGGGGUGAGAACCACCUGA
This is a messenger RNA of Branchiostoma floridae (Florida lancelet), 1006 nucleotides long. RefSeq names its product glutamate receptor 3.6-like. The coding region runs from base 17 to 1006 and encodes 329 amino acids. Gene Ontology annotation, molecular function: adenylate cyclase inhibiting G protein-coupled glutamate receptor activity. Gene Ontology annotation, cellular component: membrane. NCBI's taxonomy places the organism in Eukaryota, Metazoa, Chordata, Leptocardii, Amphioxiformes, Branchiostomatidae. Gene Ontology annotation, biological process: G protein-coupled glutamate receptor signaling pathway; regulation of synaptic transmission, glutamatergic. The record is from RefSeq and is a predicted model, not a curated record. The transcript has 8 exons.